Messenger RNA from Helianthus annuus (common sunflower), 951 nucleotides. RefSeq names its product vegetative cell wall protein gp1-like. The record is from RefSeq and is a predicted model, not a curated record. Lineage: Eukaryota; Viridiplantae; Streptophyta; Magnoliopsida; Asterales; Asteraceae. Bases 1 to 951 code for a protein of 316 amino acids. The transcript is spliced from 2 exons.
AUGGCGUCAUCAACUGCACCUGCUCCUGCACACGAUCUUGAGUUUGAUCACGAGGUUGAUGAUGAUUUCGAUCUUGUCUUUCCCCCUGGUUUUGAUCCUGACCAGGAUAUCGAGUUCAUUCACUUAAACCAGCCCCUAGAGGAGCCUGUAGCCCCUAUUGAUCCUUUGUUUGAUGAUCCAGCUGCCUUUGAUAUGGAUUUUGUUAACCCGGAGCCUGCUGUGGCCCCAGAGCUAGUCAUUGCUCCUGAUCCUACAUUAGAGCAUGACCCUGUUCAUGGCGAUGCACCCGCUGUUGCUCCUUUUGUUGAUGAGGUACCCAUUGCCGAUCAACCUGUUGCUGCUCCACCGUUGGUAGAUGAUCAUGUUGUUGACGCUCCUGUUGAUGCUCCACUCUUGAUAGAGGAUCCUGUUGUUGCACCAUUUCUUGAUCCGAUGUCGGUGCUGUUCGACCGUGCACCUUUUGCUACCCAUAUAGAUCCACGUUACGCCGACACUCGUAACGGGUGGAUCGAUGACGAUGACGAUUACCCACCAUUUGUGUUACAUGUUACACCUCCAGCAGCCCCUGUUUUAGCACCUGUUUCAGUACCCAUUUCAGCACCCACUGAUAUCCCACUAUUUCCCCCACACACCACAGAUGCUCAACGCACAGAUCUUCCUGUUACGUUUCUUCAGGACAUACCGCCACCGCGUCCUGGAGAGGGGUCAUCUAGGCAGCCGCCUGUUCCUGCUCCACCCAGGCUUUCAUCACCUUUUCCAUUCGCGUCUCAGUUUCCCACUAUUACACCACCCACUGCACCGUCCUUCACUCCGUCGAGAGGCACUGACCCGUCGCAUACAGGAGUUGGAGAGAGCUCAGCGACCACCUUGCCGUUGUCAGACCCCGUUUUCAGCACCGCACCCUCCGCGUCCACUUUCACCCGACUCAGACGUCCGUUUCUUGACCUCUGA